CCAGGUGAUUAGAAGCUUUAUUGCUCACACAAAGCCUGUUUGGUGGUCUCUUCACACGGACACGCAUGAAAGUUACCAUCACCACUUUGCAGAUUAGAGAAUUGAGGCAUAGAGGGGAAAAACAAUUAUCCAAGAUGAUCAUGAGUGGUGGAACAGGGAUUUGAACCCAGUCACUCUGCCUCUAGAUCUGAAGCUCUUAAUCAAGGAGCCUGGGCUCUUGUUGGAGAAGAUGCUUUAUCGAUGUGAAAACAUUCACACACAAUGCCUGAUAGCAUUGUGCUGAAGUGUGGUUCCAAUUAUAAACGUGGUAGGAAUUCAGUCUGGAGAGGAACUCCCAGUGCCUGGGCAUGACUGUGUGUGUUUUUCAUCCUUCCCAUUUAAGGAGAUGGGGCAUGGCAUAUAUGGAAGGAGAAGAGGGGGAGCUUUGGAACUGGACAGGUAGGGUUUAAAUCCUGGUGCUGCCAUUUACAAACUGCGUAAACUCUGGGAAAUUACUUAACCUUUCUGAUACGGUUUCUUCAACUGAAAAUAGGGAUUGUAAACAGCUACUUUACAGACGAGGGUUUGCUGUCAUAAAACAGUACCAGCCUAUGGUAGAUGCUGUUGAUUCAAUAGAUACUGAUGAAGUCCCACAUAUCUGGAAGUAACACUAUCAGCCAGAAUUAGCCAGGUUAUGCUGCUUUAACAAAUCCCACUGACUUCAAUAAAGUUUAAUAUUUGCUGACACUACUUUUCCAAUGCAGAUUGGCUGAGAUUUUCUGCCAUCUUUACACAGAGACUCAGGCUGGCUUGGGGAGGCUCCAAUUUUGUACCACCAUGAUUGUCAAGGUAGGAAAAAGAAGACAUGGGGAUUUGCUCACUGGCUCCUAAAGGUUCCAAGUGAAAGCAACACAAUCACUUCUGCUCUCAUUCCACUGGCCUAAGCAAGUCCUAUGGUCACAUCUAACUUCAAGAGGAUGGGGUAGUGGAUUUCUACCACAUCCCAGGGGUGGGGAAGAAGUAGAAAAUAUUUUAAAAUACUACCGUAGACACAAUGUGUUUAUCUCUACAAUAGAUCUGCUAAUCCAUAUCUUAAGAGGAAACCGAAGCUCUGAGAGGCUAUGUCAUUUGACCAAGGUCACAAAGCCAAUCCUCUGAGAAGCCAGGACUCAACCUGCAUGCCACUCAUCCUGACUGUUGGAUCUAUAGGCACAACGUCCACAAACUUUGUACAGAAGCAGAACAGUUUCAGGAUGGGGGGCAGAGAGGCCCUGCAAAUGCGGUGGACAGAACAGGAAUUGAAUAGGCAUGAUGGGCCUUUGUGUUUGUGUUCUGUGAUUUCUCCUGGGGAAGGGAAGAAGGGGCAGGGGAGUUUGUGUGAAAUAUCAGUAGAAGAAAAGUUUGGACAGGUAAGAAUAUCACGCGUCAGAGUGCAGCAGAGACAUGUGUGGAGGAUGAGGGCAGUGUUUCAGGCCAUUACUUUGGCAGCAGUGAGGUGGUUCCCAGGGAAGGGUUGGGGAUGGCGGGCUGUUGCAGGAGUCCGGGGUAAGGUGACCAGGGGUAGACAGGAAUGAAGGCGGCGGGAAUGUAGAGGAAGGGCUGGACCUGAGAGCUGCAAAGGAGGCUCCAGUGAGGUCCACUGGUGGAAAAAAACCGCCAUGCGAUUUUCAGAACACCAGACCUUCUUCAACCUUCACUCUUCCCACCCCAGUCUGGUACAUUGCACCACUUGUUCAAAAAAAAAAAAACAAAAAAAUUUCCCUAAGACCUCUUUUUCUCUAGCCUUCCUCCUUAUUUUUCAUGGUCUCUUCUUAGAACGGGGGCAGCCACGCCGCGGUGGGAGGCCCUUCCUGCCUGACCCUUACCGUGCGGGGUACCGUUCCUGUCACCAUCGCCAGGAUCUGGCCCUUCUAGUGAAAGGAAAUCUCCCAAGGCCUAAGAAGGCAAGAGGCCUGCAAAUCGCCUCCUGCUCAGUAAACGGGCUGCUCAGCAGGCCCGGGGUCCUGGUCCACCCCAGGUCCCUGGUUUGCCCACCUCCGAUGGCGGCCUUCGCUGGCAGGGUGGGUGUCUCUGGGGAGCCAGCUCCGUCCCGGCGCCUUUAGAGCCCCAUCUCUUCCACGUCCCCGGCCUUCCUCCCCUUCCAGGCUGCUGUCCCCGCCGGGGUCCAGAUGGUGUCUGAGGGCCGGCGGUUCGACGGCGGGCCCGGGGUUCAGCCUCCCGGCCUCCCUCCGUCCCUGACUCUCCUUUCUUCGGAGUGGGCGCGGGGGCUGGGGCCAAAACGCCGCUCUUGGGGUUCUCCUGGACUCGGAGUUGCCCCAGGCGGGCGCAGCUCUGCCCCGCGGGGUGCCAGCCUCGGCGGGCAAGGUCCGUGAGUCACCGCCUGUAACCCAACACCAGGCCUCCCUGCCCCCUCCCCCAGCUCCGGCCACCAGGCCGCGGCGACACCUACAAGAAAAUGAAGGGGCGCCCGGGCCCGCGGCGCCCCCGGCCGUAUCGCUAGCAGGUCCCGGCGGCCCCCGGCUCGCGGCGCUCUCGCUUCCCCGGCCCCGGGGCUGGGCCAGCCGCAACCGCCGCCCCAGAGCGAGCAGGAAUCCAGGCCGAGGGGCCGGCCCCGGAGCCCGAGGCGGCGGAGGGCCCGCGGUAGCUGCGACUGGCGAGCCCGCGAGCGCCCGGGGAGGGGGCGCCCGGCUUGGAAUUUCCCCGUCCCUUCUGGCCCAGCGAGGACAAAGCACCCCUGGCCGCCGCCGCCGCCGCCGUGGCCUACGCGGCGCCGCACAAAGAGCGAGUCGCGACACGCUCCCAUCCCCCUCCACGCUCACGGCGGCCCCGGCCCCGGGUGGCUGCGGGGAGGUGGGGGAAGCCCUGGCUGCGCCGCCCCUCGCUCCCCCUCCCCUGGGGCCGCGCGAGCACCGCCCCCGCCCCGUCUGCGCGUCCUCCCGGGGAGGGGUUGGGGGGCGCGGCGCCCCACAUAACACUCCCCCUCCUGCGCUGCGAGCCACCCUCUCCCCUCCCUCCUGCAAACACCACCGCCUCCCCUGCCACCGCCGCCACCUCGCCCGACGCUCCACAGCUCGCCGCGGCCGGGGGGCGGUGCGCGGACCGUGCGCGCCGCGGGCGCCAGAUGUGCAGUCCCCGCCGCCGCCAGUGACCGAGCCGCAGCCCGCGCGGUAUCGGGCCGCCUCCCUAAUGCUGCGGGGGCGACCUUGAGCGUACAGCGGCUUCCCUUGGUGGGGACCCCGACACCCCAGCGCUGUGCCCGGUCUUGCCCUCUGCAGCCCGGCUCGCCCCGCGCUUGGACAUGGAAGGGGCCGCCGCGCCCGUGGCGGGGGACCGCCCCGACUUGGGGCUGGGGGCGCCGGGCUCUCCCCGAGAGGCAGUGGCGGGGGCGACUGCAGCCCCUGCGGCGGCAGCAGCCCCGGAGCCCAGGAAGCCGCACGGGGUGAAGCGGCAUCACCACAAGCACAACUUGAAGCACCGCUACGAGCUGCAGGAGACCCUGGGCAAAGGCACCUACGGCAAAGUCAAGAGGGCCACCGAGAGGUUUUCGGGCCGAGUGGUUGCUAUAAAAUCCAUUCGUAAGGACAAAAUUAAGGAUGAACAAGACAUGGUUCACAUCAGACGAGAGAUUGAGAUCAUGUCAUCUCUCAACCAUCCUCAUAUCAUCAGUAUUUAUGAAGUGUUUGAGAACAAAGAUAAGAUUGUGAUCAUCAUGGAAUAUGCCAGCAAAGGGGAGCUGUACGAUUACAUCAGUGAGCGGCGACGCCUCAGUGAGAGGGAGACCCGGCACUUCUUCCGGCAGAUCGUCUCCGCCGUGCACUAUUGUCACAAGAACGGUGUGGUCCACCGGGACUUGAAGCUGGAAAAUAUACUGCUCGAUGACAACUGCAAUAUUAAGAUUGCUGACUUUGGGCUUUCCAACCUGUACCAGAAGGAUAAGUUCUUACAGACGUUUUGUGGGAGUCCACUCUAUGCAUCUCCUGAGAUUGUCAAUGGGAGACCUUACCGAGGGCCAGAGGUGGACAGCUGGGCCCUGGGUGUGUUGCUUUACACUCUCGUUUAUGGAACAAUGCCCUUCGAUGGUUUCGAUCACAAAAACCUCAUUCGGCAGAUCAGCAGCGGAGAGUACCGGGAGCCCACGCAGCCCUCAGAUGCUCGAGGACUCAUACGGUGGAUGCUGAUGGUGAACCCCGAUCGCCGGGCCACUAUUGAGGACAUUGCCAACCACUGGUGGGUGAACUGGGGCUAUAAGAGCAGCGUGUGUGACUGCGAUGCCCUCCAUGACUCUGAGUCCCCACUCCUGGCUCGGAUCAUUGACUGGCACCACCGUUCCACAGGGCUGCAGACUGACACUGAAGCCAAAAUGAAGGGCCUGGCCAAACCCACGACCUCUGAGGUCAUGCUAGAGCGGCAGCGGUCACUGAAGAAAUCCAAGAAAGAGAAUGACUUUGCUCAGUCUGGUCAGGACUCAGUGCCUGAAAGCCCAUCCAAGUUGAGUUCUAAGAGGCCCAAGGGGAUCCUGAAGAAGCGAAGCAACAGCGAGCAUCGCUCUCACAGCACUGGCUUCAUUGAAGGUGUAGUUGGUCCUGCCUUACCCUCUACUUUCAAGAUGGAACAGGACUUGUGCAGGACUGGUGUGCUCCUCCCAAGCUCACCAGAGGCAGAGGUGCCGGGAAAACUCAGCCCCAAGCAGUCGGCCACGAUGCCCAAGAAAGGCAUCUUGAAAAAGACCCAGCAGAGAGAAUCAGGUUACUACUCUUCCCCAGAGCGCAGUGAGUCUUCAGAGCUAUUGGACAGUAAUGAUGUGAUGGGCAGCAGCAUCCCCUCCCCCAGCCCCCCGGACCCAGCUAGGGUGACCUCCCACAGCCUCUCCUGCCGGAGGAAGGGCAUCUUGAAACACAGCAGCAAAUACUCAGGGGGCGCCAUGGACCCGGCCCUGGUCAGCCCUGAAACGCCCACACUGGAAUCCCUGUCAGAGCCUGGUGUCCCUGCCGAGGGCCUCUCCCGGAGCUACAGCCGUCCUUCCAGUGUCAUCAGCGAUGACAGUGUGCUGUCCAGCGACUCUUUCGACUUGCUGGAUUUACAGGAGAAUCGCCCUGCCCGCCAGCGCAUCCGCAGCUGUGUCUCUGCAGAAAACUUCCUCCAGAUCCAGGACUUUGAGGGGCUCCAGAACCGACCCCGGCCCCAGUACCUGAAGCGGUACCGGAACCGGCUGGCAGACAGCAGCUUCUCCCUGCUCACAGACAUGGAUGAUGUGACUCAGGUCUACAAGCAAGCGCUGGAGAUCUGCAGCAAGCUUAACUAGCACUCCAGGGUGCUGGGGGCGGGCAGGGGUACGAGGGAGGAAGGGGAGCAAGACUUGAACUCACAGGCUGGUUACCUCUUUGCUGGCCAUGACAACAGACUGAAAAAGGAUUGGCACUGUCUCACUUGGCCAAGUUUGCAGCCUUGAGCCAACACCUAAAACGGAGAGGUGGGCUCUUCUGCCAGUUCUGCCAAUUGUCAGUCAGAAUUUGGGCCCUAUUUGGCAUUUGCUUUAUGGCACCUCCUAGAGGACCAGCUGUCCAGGGGAGGUGGUGUUGACUGGCACUCAGUGGGUGGAGAGGAAGCGUAUGGGGAAGGAGCAUUUCCUUAGAAGUCAUCCAAAUGCUUCUGGAGGAGGGGCAGGAGACACUUGGCCUGUUUGCCUUGGGUGAGCCCAAAGAACUUGCUCCUUUUAUCCUUGCAUUAGCAAGCUAGGUCUGGCUGCAUGGAGCUGGCAAAUAGAUUUCAGCAACUUGAGCUUGAGUUGAUGAUCAAUUAAUAGUGGCUGCCAGUUGUGCUGGUGUAAGUGGCCCACAUCAUGGGGAAGGAGUGCUGUGAUUGACUAGUAAUGGCUACCACGGGAAAGGGAAGGGGAAGCAGUAGCACUAAUGCUAUGUAGUUGUCAUCUUUGAUCUGGCUAGGCCCUGGGAAUCGGGUUUAGUCAUCCUGUGGGAUCUAUGUUAACUCUUUCAUGCCACUGGUGAGGCAUUUGUUAAUUUGCUACUCAACUUUGAGGAAAGACAGGGCCUUGGUCAGAGAGAGAAUGCUCUGAACUCUGCUAAGGACAUAGAGUCAGCUCAUGGUGAUUUAGCUCCUUGCUGUUCACCUCCUCUUUCCUGAUGUCUGCCUUGCUCUACAGCACAACCUCUUGAGGGUGGACAGGGAGAAAGAUGAUGGUGUCAGAGGUCAAAACUAUUAUAUAUGACAGGGCACAAGAUGGUCUGUGAUCUUUGCGCAGAUGAAUGGAAGUUGAUGCGCACCAACAAGAGGCAACUUGUCACUUUCUUUCUCAAUAUUAACUGGAAUGCUGCCUCUUGGGUUCUCACCUGCAUGGAUGCUUUGAGUUGGACGUGAUACUGUCCAUAUUCUCCAGAGGGUUACCUGGCUCAACCAUUGGCUCUGUUCACCAGUGACAAAUGGUUUCCCCAACCACUGAGUGUAGCAUCCUCAGAGGUAGACAAGUUUGCUUCUAGGGAGUUAGCACAUAGAUGUAAUAUUGGGAUGAGGAAAGGAAAAUCAGGUAGAUGGUGCUUUUUUCCCCCAAAUCUAAGUAUUCUGUGUCAUGGUUUUAAACUUUGACAUGAACUCCUGGGCUUUGGGGGAAAAGAAAGUUUCAUUCAUUUAAAUGAAUAAGGUGUUGAAAGAGUGCAGGGGGUUGGGAGGAAGCAUGUAAGAGAGGGAACAUUUUCUUAGAUGUCACCCAGAUGGUUCUGGGGGAGGCAGAAAAGAGGUGCAGCAGGACUCUUAAAAAGUAAAAAAACAACAACAACAAAAAACACACACGCUAGAUAUGUAAUUUCUAAACACCCAGAUCACAAUGACAAGAUGCCACUCCAACCAUGGGACACCUUCAGGAUACUAGGUUUGGACUUCCUGGUCUCUUUGGGAUGACUUCAGAUUCUGCUGGCCAAGGCAAAUUGAACUCAUUUCAAGAUGGCCACCACUGGUAGCCGUGUAGAUAGAAAGGAGGACUGGUCUUGGGAACAUCUUUGGAAAAACCAACAAACAAUAGUUCUAGGGAGAUGAGAAAAAAUUAACCUUACAGUGCUAAGAAAGUGCAUUAGAAUGGAAUUGCCCUUUCCUUAAGGAGACAGUUUGGUUUCUCCCCUUGCCACCGGCUCUGGUGUUUUGUCUUAUGCAUUCCUUCAGGUUGAGCUGAGCAGUGUGUUAUGGGAAGCUGCUCAGUUUCCUUUCAUUCAAUUCCACCUCCUUCCUGAACUCUAAUAGAGGUUAAAAGGGAAAAAAAAAAAAUCUGUAGAUAGCAAAUUGUGUGUGGGGGGGGGGUGGGGGUGUGGGUGCAUGGAGGGCAACCUGCAACUCUGAGCUCCCUACUUCCUGCCUCAUUUCAUGCAGUCUUUUCUGAACAGCCUAUGCUGCUGCCCUGCUGGCCCCUUGCACAUGGCAGCUGGCCGUGUCCGUAGCUGUCAGUAUGACUUAGAUCCUACCUACUGGUUGAUGUGUUUUUCCUUUUGCCAAGUGAUUGAGUCUGUUUAGUAGUUUCCAUCGUUCUAGCCUUUAAGUAAAAAUGACACUAUUGAGGAAAGUCAGUCUACUCCCUUCUUCCUCCCCCCAAACAUGUGUUCUCUUUUGUCAGGAAACUCAGCCAGUGGACUGUGGCAGAGAAAGUCCUCCACUCAGAGGCAGAGACUGAGUUAAGUCAUAGGUGGCCUUAGGCAUCUGCAUUAUGGGAUUAAGUUUUCCUUCCAGUGAGGGCUGGAGGGAUGAAUUAGCUGGUGCCUGAAGCCGUGCUUAGCUCUGACACUCUGCCAACAUCCUCUGAUUCUAGGUGUGAUGUUGUCUGUCCUUUCAAGGAAAAACUUGCAAUAGAGGGAAAAGCCGUUAAAGCAGCUCCCUGCUUCAUCAUUAAGUCCUGUCAUCCCUACCAGCCAAUCCCAGUCAAAGAAGUUAUGCUUUAUUCGCUUCUGUGGAAUUACAAGUGAGAGACACUUUUAGGACCUGAUCGACAAAGCAGGAGAUUCACUGUCAGCUUUCCUGGUCCUCUCCUUGCUUCUGUGGGCCUUGCACCGUCUUAGUUUACACAUCUGCCAAAGGGGUAGAAUUACAUUUCUUUUUACAGGUAAAUUUCAAGGCACAAUCAGUUUUCAGGAAGUGCUUCAAGACCCCAGGUGAAAUGAAAAUGCUAAGUACCCUCUGAAUUGCCAUCCCUGUUACCAGGUGCUGCUUCUUCAGAUGAUGGGGAGCACUUUUCAGGGUGAAAUUCAGGUGAGUUUUGCCCAGGCCUGCUGUCUUGAGUACAAAUGUGAAUGAUCGACUAACUGCUUGUUGCCAAACUGGAAAUGUUCUGUAGGGAUUUACUGGCAUGGUAUCAUUCCUAGAAGAAAAAAAGAGAGAAACUUGACUGCACAUUUAAAAAAAAAAAAAUCCAUGUUGUGACUUUUAUUUAAUUUCUAUUUUUUUUUUGGUAAUAAAAAGUUGACUUUUUUAUUUGAAUUUGUCUUUUUUAUUUAUUGGUCUGAAAGGCAUUUCAAAGGUAUUAUAAUAAUAUAUUGGUGUAAUUUAAUUGGUGCAACAUGCUUUAUGGCUCCUGUCAAAAUUGGUUUUCACUCAUUUGAUUGGUUUGAGCCCAGAACAGCCUACAGGGGAAAAACAAGCUGGAUAACCACCCAAAGUGUUUGUAUUUUCGUUGGAAACUGAUUUUUGUUUCAUUUUGGUUUUUGUUUCUGUUUUUAUUUUUAAAUUAAAUAAAUUGCAAUGAACUGAA
Messenger RNA from Nomascus leucogenys (northern white-cheeked gibbon), 8722 nucleotides. It is a transcript of the gene NUAK1, whose product is annotated as NUAK family kinase 1. Lineage: Eukaryota; Metazoa; Chordata; Mammalia; Primates; Hylobatidae. The record is from RefSeq and is a predicted model, not a curated record. Gene Ontology annotation, biological process: protein phosphorylation; intracellular signal transduction; microtubule cytoskeleton organization. Gene Ontology annotation, cellular component: cytoplasm. Gene Ontology annotation, molecular function: tau-protein kinase activity; protein serine/threonine kinase activity; ATP binding.